This is a messenger RNA of Diospyros lotus (date-plum), 4114 nucleotides long. RefSeq lists its product as uncharacterized. The record is from RefSeq and is a predicted model, not a curated record. Bases 3260 to 3817 code for a protein of 185 amino acids. NCBI's taxonomy places the organism in Eukaryota, Viridiplantae, Streptophyta, Magnoliopsida, Ericales, Ebenaceae. The transcript has 5 exons.
UAUUUGUUUAGCCAGCAGCUAGCUUUGUUCACCAGGAUAUAAAUUGGAAAAAAGGUGGAAUCUUAAAAAUAUCUCAAAUAAAAGUAAUUUUUAUUAUAUUUAUUAAUUUUUUUUAAAAAAAUUAUUUCAUAACUUUUAAAAUAAAUUUAUUUCUAUUCUUUCAAAUUUCAAAUAACUUAUAUUAAACUUUAUAAAUAAAUUAUCUUAAUAGAAUUUUAUUUUACUCAUUUUAACAACAACUACCUUAGUGUUUUCUUGAAAAAUGCCAAAAGAAGAUAACAAAUAUUUAGCAAAGAAAGACGAAAAAAAAAACUUGAAAGAAGAUAACAAGUAUUUAGCAAAGAAAGACUAAAAAAAAAAACUUGGUAAGAGACAUUUUAAGUACAAUUAAGGUUAUAAUUUUUAAGAGCCUUGCUAAAGAUAACUUUAUGGUUAGAAAUGACCUGAGAGCUAGAAUUCAUCUUUUCAGCUGCGGGUAGUGGGAUAAAGGCUUGGUUUGUUGUUUUAACAGAAAAUGUGAAUUGUAUAUUUUGCAGAACAGUGUUAAGAGGUGAGUUAUCAUGCUUGCCUGUGCUGUUCCGAGGGAUAUUUCCUACAUAUUGAUAGAAAGUUGUUCUUUCUUUGUUCGUUAUAUAUCUACAAAUGUUAUAUUUUUGUUCUUCUGUCAUCAUAGAGGUUUUCACUAGUAUGAAAUCAAGAUCAAUUAGUUUUGACAGUGGAGAGCCAAUUAUGACAGUAAGUGUCAUGACCCCAACGGUACAUUAGUCAGAGUAUUUAUAUGUAUUAGUUAGUUAUUGUACUUUGCUGUUUUCCCCGUCUGUACCUUUCAGUUGUUCUUAUAAUUGAAAGCCUAAACAGCAUAUAAAUAGGCUAAAUUAGUUAGAUAAUGCCAUUGUGGAAUGAUAAUCUGAAUUUCUUUCAUCUCUCUCUACAAUUCUCUCUUUCAAUCUCCUCAGUUCUUCCUCAAUUCUCUCUGUUUUCUCUUUCUGCUCUGUUUCUCCCUCUAAUUCUGUUCUCUUGCCCCCAGUUUCUUCUAAUUUCUCACUUAAAACCCUAGGUCAACCCUAGGUUCAUUACAUUUGGUAUCAGAGCCAAUGAUUCUUGGCUGUGAUUCCGUCAGUUCCUAGCAGCUGAUCAAAGUUCAGAUUUGAAGGCAAAGCAGAGCAAAGCAAUUCUUGGCUAACAUUCAGGCGCAUCGUAGUUGUAAUUCAGAUAUAGGCGCCUCCUAGAAGCAACUUCUGAAGCAGAUCCAGGCAAUAUUUAUAGGCUGUUUCUCAGCUGUUAAUUGAAGCAGAACCAAGUGAUUUCUGGUGAGCUAGCUGAUACAGAGACGAUUGAUUCAGGAGGCCAACUCUGAUCUUAGGCGACUGUCUGAAUGAAGCAAGCAGCGGAGAUGGAAGGAGAAAAUCAGAUGAAACAAUUGGAAACCAGGCUGGACAAUCUGGAAAUAGGCUUAGGACAGAUUCAGGUGGAGGCGAGUUGCUAUGAGCAGAAAAUGCUGCAACAGUAAAAGGAAUCAAGGAAGCAUGCGCCGCAACAAGAAAAGGAAUCCCAGAAGAAUGCAAUAAAAUAGGCCAAACACUCGCUAACCUCAACCACAAGCUGCAUGACUUUACUAAUUCUGAUGUCAAAAAAAUUUCGUAUCAGCCUACCAGCGGAACUUCUUUCAAGAUCCACUGCAGAACCGAUUCCAGCAGAAGCUGGAAUCCUACCUGAUACCUUCAGUCUGCAAAAAGCUAAUGAAUCAGCUGAAUUGGACAGGUAAUACCAGAUGCCAAGUAAGGAAUGGCAGUUUCCAGGAAAAUCAACGUGACAACAAUUGAGGACAUGGCUGUUGAAGAUAAGGAAAUAAAAGAUGAUGUGAAUUUGGGAAAAGAUAUGAUUACAUCGACUUUGGAUUUUAAAGAUUUUAAGUCUGUUUUCCUUGAAGAAAUAGGUACUCCUCUAAUACCUAAUGACAAUGCAAAGCUACUAGUUGAGGAUCUACAGAAUAGAGCCAGAGAGAAGGAGGAGAAGAAGUUAGAAAGUGUCAACGGCUGGCAAAAGACUUUGUGAUCUUAUAGGCACCACCAAGGAAAUCAUUGGAGAUGAUAUUUUUGGAGCUUUGUCUGAGUACUUGAAGCGAAUCUAUGCUUCUUAAUUGCUACAUCAGCGGGAUAUUGUAGAUAUCUUGGCAGCCGUUGAUGCAGAGGAUUUGGUCUUGGUUUUAGCAGAGGUAAGUAAAGCAGGUACUUCAAGAGAGCUUGAAAUACUUGCCGAACAAAGAGAUGUUGUUUUCUCUUUCAUCCAUAAAAUAAAGCCAAGAAGGAGAAAGAAAAAGAGGCCAAAGAAAAGAGAAAAUAACAAGAAAAGGCAAAGGACGAACCGGAUAGUGAAAAUGGGAAUUAGAUGAAGAAACAAUGGCACUGUAGUUGUAGUUUCUUGGUGACAAGAAACCUCCCGGGGGGGGGGGGGGGGGGGGAUUGUCACAACCCCAGCAGUACAUUAGUCAUAGUAUAUUACAUGUAUUAGUUAGUUGUUGUACUUUGUUGUUUUCCCUGUUUGUACAUUUUAGUUGUUCUAAUAACUGAAAGCCUAGACAAUCCGUAAAUAGGUUAGAUUAGUUAGAGAAUGUCAUAGUGGAAUGAUAAUCUGAAUUUCAAUCAUCUCUCUCUACAAUUCUCUCUUUCGAUCUCCUCUAUUCAUCCUCAAUCCUCUAUUCAUCCUCAAUUCUCUCUCUCUCUCUCUUUCUUUUCUGUUUCUCCCUCCAUUUCUGUUCUAUCUCCCUCAGUUUCUUCUAAUUUCUCACUUAAAACCCGAGGUCAACCCUAGGUUCAUGACAGUAAGCAGUUGUAAAUUUUAUGCACUGGUGAAUUUAGAGUUUGUGCAAUUGUUUGACAUGUGUCCAUGGGUUUGUUGCAAGAAGUUGAAAGAAGGAUACUGGAGUUCUGUGAUCAGAUAUUUUUCUUUGAAAAUUGAAUUUUAAACUAAGGCACCUCCAUUAUUAGGGCAAAGAGAUAAGCGCCAAAUGUGAAUUCUUGAAUAACAUUCGUAAAACCUUCUCUGUUUGUUCCUCAGAAACAUUAGGUAGUAAUUACCAUAAAUUCAUAUAGUGUAGUUACACCAGAAGAAGUAUUCAUAAUUUUCAGCUCUUUUGUUUUGACUGUUUGUAUCUGUGAUGGAGGAUUCCUUGUGUACUUUUACAUCUUCAAACUUACAAAGUUAUUUGGCAUCUAAUGGAUUAUCACCCACACUGCAACAACAACAGUCACAGGCUUGAAUGCCACCAGAAUUACAUUUCAGCCCACUGUUUGUAACUUGGAAGAAAGUGGUGAAUGGUGGGGAGCCUCGUCUACGUGGAUGCAUUGGAACUCUGGAAGCUUAUUCCUUGAUCAGUGGCUUUCGUGACUAUGCAUUAACCAGUGCUCUGAAGGAUCGUCGGUUCCCCCCAAUACAGGCUAAAGAGUUGCCUUAUUUGGAAUGUACGGUCUCCAUUCUGACUAAUUAUGAGACAGGUCUCCACUACCUUGACUGGGAGAUUGGAAAGCAUGGUAUGAUCAUUGAGUUUACUGACCCUGACUAUGGCACUAGGCGAAAUGCCACAUAUCUGCCUGAGGUGGCUGCCCAUGAAGGCUGGACAAAGACGGAGACAAUGGACUCCCUCAUUAGAAAGGCCGGUUACCAUGGCAAGAUAACUGAAUCACUGCGGGGGCAAAUUCGACUGACUCGUUACCAGAGUACGCUCUACACUAUGCAGUACAGUGAGUACGUAGCGUAUGUCAAAACCACCAGAGCUGCUGCUCCUUCUGUGGCCGGAGCCAAGCGGGACGGCCGUUGAUGCUUCGAACCACCCCCAUUGAAACAGAUGAACUUGUCCGGUCUGGGAUAAGGAGGAUCUUUAGCAGGGGAAAAAAAUGUUGGGUUAGUAGGAAUUGAUUUGUUUCUGUUCUGUUCUUCCCUUCAGAAGAAAUUGUUGUUUUGUUCUCUAAUUAUUCUUCAAUUUGAGUUGGCUUUGAAGAGGGCAGGCAUUGAAACUUAUGAGCCUAGAUACACUUCAGUUGCUGUGUUUAUUGACCAAAGUUCAUCUCUGCACGCACUUGCUUUCGUUUUCAAAAGAAAAUGGCCUUUCAUCGCU